AUGCCAACUUAUCGUUUCUUAGCCAUUGCAUUGGAUGCCUCUGGACAUGUGCAUUCAAUUUUGGGAUUUGCUGAAGCUCUAAAAGCUGCCGGUCAUGAAGUUUGGUUCACUCAUCGUGAGAGGUACAGAUCUUUAGCUGAAAAGAGAGGAGUGUCAUUCAUUCCUUUUGGUGAAGAUUUUGUUGAUGCUAAUGUAGAGCAACUAAUGAUCAAUUUAAUUGAAACCUUUGCCGAUAAAUUUCGUAAAGAGCCAUUGGAAUGUCUCCGUGAAAUGGCCAAGUUUGCUGAUGCAGGUCUUGGGGAUACUGGUGCUCAAAUGAUGGCCUUCUUUGAGCCUUUGAAUAAAAUCAUAACUGAAAGAAUCAACGAGUUCGAUGCCAUUAUUGCUGACAUGCCAGGUCCAAUACUCAACCUGUACAACCAUUUGAUCCCUUGUUUUCCGCUUAUCUCAACCGCUCCACUAGUAUUGUAUCCAUCCGGUCCUCCAUGCAGCUCUGGAUAUUCAGUGAACAGUGAUAAAUCUAAAUGGAGCGAGUUCAAAGAUGUUUUUAACAAAGCCAAUGCAAUGCUAUUCAAGAUGCCCAGUCAUAUUUCGGAAGCCAUGGGAUUCCCGGAAUUCGAUCCUGAUGCAUUUGAUAUAGAAGAGUUUCUUGGUAAGGUACAGUCUUUUGGUUUUUACCAUUAUCCUGCUGAUUUGGACUUUACUGAAUGUGCUCCAAUCCGACCUAAUUGGCAUAGAAUUGAUUGUUGGGUUCGUAAGCCAGAUGUUGAUACCGAAUUCGUAAUACCAGAAAAACUACAAGAUAAACCAGGUAAACUAAUCUACUUUUCGUUAGGAACAUUAGCAUCUGUUGAUACAUCCAUGAUGAAAAAGCUGAUUGCUAUUCUAGCCAAAUCGCCACAUAGAUUUAUCGUCUCUAAAGGACCUCGAGGUGAUGCACUUGAAUUAGCUGACAACAUGUGGGGUGAAAAUUAUGUUAAUCAAAUCAAGAUAAUUGAACAGGUUGAUCUGGUGAUAACUCACGGAGGUAACAAUACUUUUAUGGAAACACUUUAUUAUGGAAAACCCAUGAUUGUCAUUCCCUACUUUGGUGACCAAUAUGAUAAUGCACAACGAGUUGUUGAUAAAAAUAUUGGUUUCCGUGUCAAUUCAUAUGAAAUUGAGGAAGAGCAUCUUCUUGAUUGUAUUGAGAAAGCAAUUAAGGACCAAGAUUUGAAGAAUAGAAUCAAAGCCAUUUCACAAAAGAUGAGAAAUUCAAAGAGUCUAACUGAAGCCAUCAAAAUGAUUGAAAAACAAAUUGAAAAAUUUGAAAAAUAA
Tetranychus urticae (two-spotted spider mite) is the source of this 1317-nucleotide messenger RNA. RefSeq lists its product as uncharacterized. Gene Ontology annotation, molecular function: UDP-glycosyltransferase activity. NCBI's taxonomy places the organism in Eukaryota, Metazoa, Arthropoda, Arachnida, Trombidiformes, Tetranychidae. The record is from RefSeq and is marked provisional.